Messenger RNA from Nicotiana tabacum (common tobacco), 2489 nucleotides. RefSeq lists its product as uncharacterized. Gene Ontology annotation, cellular component: nucleolus. Gene Ontology annotation, molecular function: poly(A) binding. Lineage: Eukaryota; Viridiplantae; Streptophyta; Magnoliopsida; Solanales; Solanaceae. The record is from RefSeq and is a predicted model, not a curated record.
AAUUGUCGCCGUUACACAAGUAGGGCUUACUUUUGCACUAUAAAACCAAGGCUAAAGAAAAUAUCUCCUUCCCAUUCUCUCUUUCGUUAAACCCUAAACUUCUCCUUAGGGUUUUGCAGUCUCCUUUUGCUGCUUUCCCCUUAAUAAACCCUUUCCGUUCCUUUUUUGCACAAUCAAAGGCUCGAAAUGGGUAAAUCUGCUAAGAAGUCCGCCACCAAGGUUGAUGCUGCUGUAGUUGCUCCCACCAAACCCUUGAAGAAAGGGAAGAGGGAAGCUGAGGAUGAAAUUGAGAAGAUAGUGAGUGCAAAGAAGCAGAAGAAAAAUGUGGCUGUAGCACAAACUCUUGAGAAAAAAAAGAGUGAUCCAAAGACUCAAAAGAAAAAGAAACAAGAAAGCAGCUCCUCUGACGAUAGUUCUGAGUCAGAAGAUGAGAAGCCUACUAAAGCAGUGGCGCCUCCUAAGAAAGUGGCUCCUGCCAAAAAUGGGGAAUUAGCCAGCAGUUCAGAUGAUUCAGAUUCUUCCGAGGAUGAAGCUCCUCCUCCUAAGAAGGUUGUUGCAGCUUCAGCUAAGAAUGGUGUAGCUGCUAAGAAGAAAGAUGAGUCAAGUGAUGAUUCUAGUUCAGAGGAUGAUAGCAGCUCUGAGGAAGAUGUACCUGCAGCCAAGAAACCUGCUGCUAAUGGCUCUGCUGCAGUUUCUAAGAAAGAUGAGUCAAGUGAUGAUUCUAGUUCAGAGGAUGAUAGCAGCUCUGAGGAAGAUGUACCUGCAGCCAAGAAACCUGCUGCUAAUGGCUCUGCUGCAGUUUCUAAGAAAGAUGAGUCAAGUGAUCAGUCUAGUUCUGAGGAUGAUAGCAGCUCUGAGGAUGAUGCUGUUGCUAAGAAGGCUGCACCUAAAAAGGGUCUUGCUACUGCCGCCAAGAAGGAAGAAUCCAGUGAUGACUCCAGUUCAGAUGAUGAUGAACCUGCCUCUAAGGUAGCUGCUGCUCAACCAGCAAAAGCUCCUCAAGCUGCGAAGAAGACUGGUGACAGCUCCGAAGAAACCGACUCUGAUGAAGAUGAUUCUGAUUCUGAUGCAGACAAGGGAAAGGCUGCUGCUGUAUCUAAAAAGAAGGUUGAGUCUAGCAGCGACAGCUCUGAUGACGAAUCUGAAGAAAGUGAUGAAGAAGAGUCGCAAAAAAAAAGGAUCAAGCCCUCUAGCACUCCAGCUGUCUCCAAGAAGGAGAGUAGUUCUGAGGAAUCUUCUGAGGAAGACGAGUCUGAAGAAGAAGAGGAUGAGAAACCAUCCAAAACUCCCAAGAAGCAGGAUGCUGAUGUAGAAAUGGUUGAUGCUGAUUCCUCUAAAGCUCAAAAGACCCCUAUUACCCCUAAAGCUCAGACUCCAGGGACAAAAACAUUGUUUGUUGGAAAUCUAUCCUAUUCUGUUGAACAGGCCGAUGUGGAGAAUUUCUUCAAAGAUGCUGGGGAAGUUCAGGAAGUGCGCUUUUCUACACAUGAAGAUGGUUCUUUUAAGGGCUAUGGUCAUGUUGAAUUUGUAACUGCUGAAGCUGCACAUAAGGCACUUGAACUAAAUGGACAAGACCUCUUGGGCCGUGCUGUGAGAUUAGACCUGGCUCGAGAGAGGGGAGAAUAUACACCACGAACUGGGAGAGAAGAAAACUCAUUCCAGAGGCAAGGUAGAAGUGAAGGAACAACAAUUUUUGUUAGGGGUUUUGACAAAAAUGAGGCCGAAGACCAGAUUAGGAGUUCACUUGAGGAGCAUUUUGCAUCUUGUGGGAAGAUCUUUAAAACAAGAAUUCCUACAGACCCAGAAGGCUAUAUUAAAGGGAUGGCUUAUAUUGAGUUUGCAAAUGGUGAUGGUGAUACUUUGAACAAAGCUCUGGAACUAGAUGGAUCAGAAGUUGGAGGUUAUAACUUGACAGUGCAAGAGGCAAAGCCAAGGGGUGACAGUUCUGGUGGAGGCAGAGGUUUUGGUGGUAGAAGUGGUGGUAGGGGAGGUGGUAGAGAUAGUGGUGGCCGCUUUGGUGGCCGCUUUGGUGGCCGCGGUGGUGGACGCUUUGGUAGUGGUGGCCGUAGUGGUGGUGGCGGCGGCCGUUUCGGUGGUGGUGGCCGUUUUGGUGGUGGAGGCAGAGGACGGGGAACUCCCAACAGGCCAAGCUUCACUCCAUCUGGUAAGAAGACAACCUUUAAUGAUGAGUAAUUUCAAGUUCGGACUCUGGGGCCGACUUAUCAACUUAUCUCUCCUUAAUAUCGUCGACUUAGUUUUGGUUUUGAAUAUUAUAAAUUUGGGAGUUAAGCAAGAACUUCGGAAUGUAGUAGUUAGUAUAAGAUUCAGUAUAAUUUUGUUUCCUUAAAUUAUUGCGUCAUUUAAACCAUUCUUUUUUGGGUGGAAAGUGAGUUCUUCAUUGUUCAUAUUCAGUGGUUGGUACCAGACAUCAGACCAAACAACCUUAUAUUCUGCUACCUAUAUUUGCUGUGAGAAGUUACUUUUAUUCA